This is a messenger RNA of Oreochromis niloticus (Nile tilapia), 7013 nucleotides long. RefSeq lists its product as uncharacterized. The transcript is spliced from 4 exons. Lineage: Eukaryota; Metazoa; Chordata; Actinopteri; Cichliformes; Cichlidae. Bases 3563 to 5086 code for a protein of 507 amino acids. The record is from RefSeq and is a predicted model, not a curated record.
AAUGCAACACUUUUUUUCAUACUUGACAACACAAUAAAACACAAGAAAAUCAGAAUGUAUUUGUGAUUUGGAUUUUUAUUUGAUGCUGAAUAAUAUUUUCUUCAUGUCAGGUUUUGAUUCAUUUGAAUGAAGUAUACUUUAGUCGUUUAGUUUUACUUUGAUGCUAUAAUAGAUGUUUUUAAAAUUCAGUUAAAUUCAAGAUUAUAUAGCAUCACGGCAAAACAACAGUCUCCUCAUGGUGCUUUAUACUGUAGGGUGAAAACCCUACAGCGGGGUGGCCAACUCCAGGCCUCGAGAGCUGAUGUCCUGCAGGUUUUAGAUAACACCCUCGGUCAACACACCUGAAUCAAAUGAUCACUUCAUUACCAGGCCUCUGAAGAACUUCAAGAAAUGUUGAGGAGAGGUCAGCAGCGGAUAGUGAGGACAGCAGAGAGGAUCAUUGGAGGCCCUCUCCCGCCCAUCUCCCAACUCUACGACAAACACAUCAUCCGACGUGUGAAGGACACUUUCCACCCCUCACAUGCACUCUGGAUGGCGAUUGAUGGGGAACAGAGACUCUUCCCAUGAACGGAAACAACACGAACAAUGUCGUGAGGUGCCAUGACGAGAAGGAGUGACUGAGAGGAUCAUCGAUAAGAUGGAAGCUGAGGCCUGGAGAGAGUCUUCAGGAGGAUCGGAGAUCACCUUUAGCACAGAGAGCUGUGCUACUGGGCUUCCAGGAGAUCGUUAUGAGGAGACUCUGCACAGCAGAAUCUUGAAUAGGAUAAAAGAGUUUCGACGUUGACGUUGAGGAAGACUACUAAGGUGUACGACGUGCUCUGCCUUUAAAAUCUUCAGCAGCGUUGGAACAUGAGAAUCUGAGGGAGUGUGCCGAGCUCCAAAAAGUGACAGCGCAGAGGAGGUCCAGCGAUGGACUUGUGGUUCUGUGAACAGCACAAAUGCCAGGUGACUGUGAAAUAACUAACAGCACUUUUUCCACAAGUGAAGCCAGUAACUUACUAUCCUAAAAGAUUAGCUGUAGUUCCUUGUGCUUUACCUCCAUGCGUGUGAUCAGUAUGUGCAGCGGCUUAAGCUGUACAAUGUUUCAGGAUAUAGUUUUUCACCUUUUUGACACUGUUAGUUCCACACGAGGUAGAUGUCUACUACUGCAGGCUAAAAUUACAUUUCUGUCACCUACAAGACGCUUGUCUUUAAUGUUACUGUUACUCUCACAACCACAUAUUACCAUAAAGUGAUGCACAAUUCUGAAUCCGUCAAACCUUUUGCCAACGAAAGAAGAGGGCACUUCUCAUGAGCGUAGAGAAGGAGUGUAAGCCGAGGGAUGACUUAAUAGAUGUGCCACUUGGUGAGGGAAAGGUUUGGUUUGUUGAUGGUUUGAGUUUUUACAACAGCAGAGGGACAGACUAAAACAGGUUUUACUGUAGUAGAUAGUGAGAAAGUUAUCUGUACAGGACAACUAGCAUGUUUCAUAUUUGCUUGAGCAGCAGGGAUAGUAGCUUUAACGGAAGCGUGUUAAGCUGCAGAGAAACAAGAUGUGACAAUAUACACUGAUAGCCAGUAUACAUUUGCUACAGUAUAUUUACAUAGAAAUAUACUGUAGCAGUGGGUGAGACGAGGUGUGACAACCGUAAAAAUUACGCUAAACAAAAUUAUAAAGCAAAAACUGAAAUUUUGCUUUAUAAAAACUGAAAAAACUGAAAUUACCCAUUAUCUUACACUUAUCCUUAUCCAAAAUAAUUCAAAUUAUUAACAAAUAUACACUCUGUGCAAUCUGAGUAAAGUAAGAGACGAUUAGACCUUUAUCUUAUACAGUUACUAUAUACAGAGUAUUGUACAGUUAUUAAAUUAAAUAAAAAUAACUACAAAUAAGAGGCAAACCAAUGUUUGCCUCUGGGCAGUGUUAUUACCCAGUAGAAUUGCCGUUUGUAAAUGUGUAGCACACAUGUGAGGGAAAGAUCCAGUUGCAUUAGAGGAUGCUUUUGCAGAUAAGAUCGCGAAAGAGGCAACUUUAGGAGAACAUGAUGUUAACAUUUUAGCAAUGCAACACCAGUAGACGUUGUCUAUUAUACCACAUGUAUUAGCAGACAUGCAGGCCCACUCACCUACUGCAGGGAAAACAGGUGUGACUUAAAGAAGGAGCGAGCUUGCAGGAUGGUGUUUAUUAUCUGUGUGAUACACCAAUACUGCCUUUAGAAUUUGUAUAAGACUGCUGCUAUUUUGCGCCAUGGGCUUUGCCAUGUCGCAACAGGAGGGAGAUGAUGAGUAAUUUAUACUUUAAGAUUAAAUACCCUUAAAAAACAAAUUUUGCAAGUUAUGUAUGAUAUGUUGCAAGCACAAUUCUCAGGGUAAUUUGAGACAUAAGAGAGGGAAAUUCCCCAGACCCAGUCACCCAUUACAAAUUAUUCACAUGGACUAUAGAGCUGUCCAACUGUAAUAACUAUGAGUAUUGUUUAGUGAUAAUGGUCCACACUUUGUAAAUGAAGUGAUUAGAUUAAUGGCACAACAUCUAGGGAUAACAUUAAAACAUCAUUGUUCAUAUCACCCACAAAGUGCAGGGUUGAUAGAGAGAACUAAUGGAACAGUAAAGUUAAGACUUAGGGAGACGCAGGACAUGGUUAGACUGUGUAGAAUUAGUUGAGAUGUACAUGAGGAUUAUUCCAACAGAGAACGGUCUGACUCGUUGAGAUUAUAUAUGUUAGAGCAUUUAGAGUUCUAGUCUUCUGUAGUGACGAUAGAGAAGCAGAAGAGAGAGCAUAUUAGCAGAUUAGAUGCUUAAAAUGUUUAAAAAUAAAGAAGUCUUGAGAACAAAUGAUCUGCCAGAUGAUUCUGUUUCUCCACAGGAGCAGAGUCUGAAGUCUGGAGAUUGGAUUUUGAUAAGGCCAUGGAGAGGAAGUGCUGGUCCAGUCCACGGUGGUCCCUAUCGGGUGAUGCUGACGACGACCAUAGCAGUGAAGAUUGCUGAAAGGAUUACUUGGAUAUGUGACAGGUUGAAGGACUACUGUUGAAGGACUACUGCAUAUAAAACUGUUCAGUUAAUAAUAAUUCAUAUCAGUUGAUAAUGUAAAUAUGGUAAGAAAAUGGUUAAGAGUUUAUUAUUUUUCAUGUUAUAUCAAUGGCUUUCAUGUUAUUUAAGAGAACUGCAAUCUAUACAUCAGUGAUCUAGUAAGCCUUUUCUGGGAUCGAUUAGUAGUGUCUCUAUUCUCCACUAGGGGGCUUUCGCGCGCUCUCCUCACUGCAAUAAACCACUGCAUGAGAGACGCAAGUCAUAAUCACUCUCGUGAUUCUUUUCCCCCUGUUUUCAGGGGUGUAACAUUUGGAGGCACCUCUGGGAUCGCUGCUUAGAUGUCCGGUGUCCACAAUCUGCACAUCGUAGUCCAAGCCAGCCAAAUCCCCCCAUACAACCCAGGCAGACUGCAGUGAGGAAAGUGUUGCUGUCGAGGCGAACUGGUAGCUGUGUUUUAGCGCAUGUUUCCUGAGGCCAGCCAGAGAUCAUCAGGGGCUGCAAAAACGACUCAGCUCAGCGUCACCUGUACAUGUAAAAUUCUUCCUGCCUACUGCCACAAUGUCUUCGGUGGAAGAGCUGCGAGAAGAGGUUGUGCGUGAAAUGCACACUCUGUCCAAAGAUCAACUAGUGUCAAUCUGCGAGUUCCUUGGCAUUGCAGAGAAAAUAGAUGUUAGCGGAAAAACACGACUGUCACUCCUAACACACAUCCAAAUACACAUUGAGAGAGAAGGUAUAACAGAACUUGAGGAUGAAGGAAUGUCAGAACUGUUUAAUGAUAAGAUUGCUGAAGUAAUGAAAGAGACAAUUGUUGAGACUGAACCAAAUGCAAAAGAAGGACGUUAUUCAGGGCACAGAGAGCAACUAAACACUGCAACCUCACUGGUAACGGAGACAGCUAAUGCAGUUAACACAGCUGUUAGUUCUCACUCCCAAGCUAAUCACUCUGUCCCUAACUCAUCUGUGUCAAGUGCCCCCCAACGACCAAGCCCUUACUGGCAGAAAGAUUUCAAAAUAUCAGGCCAGAUUGGCGAACCAGGUCAAAAAGAUAAACUGACAUUUUCCAGUCUUGCUCACCAGAUCGAAAAUGGACUGAGCAGAGGCUACUCAGAGCUUGACAUUGUAGAUGCUGUCAUCAGGGCUAUCUUGCCAGGUCUACAACUACGCAGCUAUUUGGAGGGAAAAGCUCAACUCACCCUUCCGACUCUACGCCGCAUCCUGCGCUCCCAUUUCCAGGAGAAGAGCGCCACCGAACUCUAUAAACAACUUGCCUCUGAGGUACAGACCCCGAAAGAGACUGCCCAAAGCUUCCUGAUGAGAGUUUUAGAUCUAAAGCAGAAAGUCCUAUUUGCUUCCCAAGAAUCAGAGUCAGGACUCAAAUACGACCCAGCUUUAGUCCAGCGUAUGUGUUUACACACCAUACUCACAGGGUUCCAGAGUGACAGUGUCAGGAUAGAUAUGCAGCCACUCCUGUUAGACUCUAAGACACCUGAUGAACUGCUGUUAGAGAGGUUAAAUAUGGCUUGUGCCAAUGAGGCAGAAAGGAAAAACAAGAAAAGAUGUUUAGCAUCACAGACUGCUACAAGUGUGAGUGCAGUGCAGUCAGAUGAUGUGUCACCUGCUAAGAACCCUGUGAAAGAAGUUAAAGCUAGGAUACCACCCGAGCUUUUAACUGAGUUAGCGGAGCUUAAGACAGGUGUAGCCUCCCUGAAAGGUCUCAGUGCAGAGAUAGCUCAGAUUAAAGAGACUCUACAGCAGCCGGUGCCUGGUCCUCAGUCAUAUGCCCCACCACCAGUUAUGCAGUAUGAUAGGGACCAGCAGCAACAGCAGUAUUACAGUUUCCAGGGCCCCCGUCAAAGACCACCACCCCCUCAGUAUCCUGUACAGCACUACACAGGUAGUCCAGCCCGCCGUGAGAGGAGGUGCCACAUUUGCCAGCAGAAUGGAGUCAACGAACGCUGCACACACUGCUACCUCUGUGGGAGUAGAGAACACUUUCAGGCUGGAUGUAGAAGCAGAGGUAUGAGACCAUAUACAGAGAAACAUUUAAACCAGCAAUGGUUACCACCGAGGGACGAGUGUUAACCAUGCCCAUCAUCCACAAGUCCCAACAUUGCUCCAACUGUAAACAAGAAAAGUCAGGCAUGAGACAGUGUUCAGCAUGUAAAAACGCACUUUAUUGUUCAAAAGCAUGCCAGAAUCAACACUGGAGACAACAUAAGAGACAAUGCACUGGCUUAAAGACUAACAAAGACAAUAAGACUGUUCAGGUACCACUGCCGCCAGCUCAUGUAAAACUCACAAAGUCACAUCUCUGGUGGGCAGGCAAUGUCUGGUUGAGUGUCUCCUGGACGGCCACAGGCUUCAAGCUCUAUGGGAUUCAGGCUCACAGGUGUCGAUCAUUGAUGAGAAAUGGAAAAAGGACUAUCUGCCACACACGGAGCUGAGAGAUGUAGCCGAUAUUAUGGACACAUCUGAACUCACCCUGACUGCAGCAAAUGGGACCAACAUGCCAUAUCUUGGGUGGGUUGAGACAACCUUCCAACUUGUUUCUGGAACUGAACAAACGGAGAAAUUGACCAUCCCCAUGUUGGUAAUGAAAGGUUUUCAGCUCACAUGCCCUAUUAUAGGUUACAAUGUCAUUGAAUACAUUGUGAAUUAGACUGACCAAGCUAAACUGUACAGCACAGUGAGAAAAGCAUUUCCCAGCCUCAAAAGACACAAGGUGAAAGCGUUUAUACAGGCUGUUAGUGCAGAUACAGUUGACGAGUACAAAGUGAUGACGAAGAAAGACUGUAUUACUGUACCUAAACAGAGCCACAUGCAUGUUGAGGGUCGUAUAGCAGCAGGGCCAUUUAAACAGGACAUGGUCAUGAUAUUUGAGCCAGACUUAAACCCUCAAUGGCCAGACAAUCUUGAGUUUUUUGACACUUUGGUUAAAGUUAAGAAGGGUACUUUACCUGUCAUAACACUAGGUGUCUCUAACCCCAUUGACUAUGAAAUUGUCAUUCCAGGCCGUACGUUAGUUGGCUCGGUUCAGACUAUUACAGCUGUUUUACCUGCCCAGAUGUUUGAAAAAGCCGCAUCUGUAGCUACUGUUAACCAGACAAAUACACAAGCCCAGUGUAGCUCUAGUGAAGAGUGGGAUCCACCUGUAGAUCUUAGCCACCUGGGUGAAGAGCAGAGAGUAUUAGCGAAACAGAUGCUCAGAGAGGAAUGCCAUUCUUUCUCUAAGACAGACAAUGAUAUAGGCUGUAUUGAAAAACUGAAAAAGACCAUCUCACUCAAAGACAACGAACCAGUCAAACGCACAUACCUGUCUGUGACAUGGCCGCUCUACCAAGCGGCCAUGGCAAGUUACCUGCAUGAAAAGUUACCUGCAUGAUUUAAUAGCACAAGGCUGGGUCAGAAAGUCAGACUCGUCAUGCUCCUCACCAGUCGUUUGUGUUAGAAAAAAAGAUGGUACUUUAAGACUGUGCAUAGACUACAGAGACCUGAAUCGGAAAACCCAUCCUGAUCGCCAGUCCAUCCCACGCGUCCAGGACAUUAUGUUCAGUUUGGGUGGAAACUCCUGGUUUUCGCUUUUAGAUCAGGGGAAAGCGUACCACCAGGGGUUCAUGUCAGAAGAAAGUCGUCCACUCACUGCUUUUGUGACCCCCUGGGGAUUAUAUGAGUGGAUUCGCAUCCCCUUUGGACUUAUGAAUGCCCCUGAAGCAUUUCAGCGCUGUGUGAAAGAGUGCCUGGAUGGGCUGCGCGACAACAGCUGCAUCCCCUAUUUGGAUGACACAUUAGUUUACAGCAAAACGUUCAAAGGUCACUUGGAGGACGUGAGAAAAGUGCUCCAGAGAUUGAGAGGCUUUGGUAUAAAGCUUAAGCCAAGUAAGUGUGACAUGUUUAAGUCUGAGGUGCGCUAUUUGGGCAGAAUAGUGUCUGCAGAGGGCAGUAAAGUGGAUCCUGCAGACUUUGAAGCAGUCAAAGCACUCAAAGGUAUAAAACCACAAAAUGUUGGUCA